Messenger RNA from Eruca vesicaria subsp. sativa (arugula), 992 nucleotides. NCBI's taxonomy places the organism in Eukaryota, Viridiplantae, Streptophyta, Magnoliopsida, Brassicales, Brassicaceae. The record is from the annotation of a GenBank genome assembly.
AUGGCUCGUUCGCUGCUUCAGAUCCUAAUCAUCUCUUCUUUUCAUCUGAUCUCUUUAUCAAGUCAACAAGAAACAAGUUUUGUCUAUGAAAACUUCAGCUCCCAAGAAAAUCUUUAUCUAGAUGCAUCUGCAAAAGUACUUCCUAGUGGAUUAUUGCAGCUGACAAGCGCUUCAACGUAUCAAAUCGGCCAUGCUUUCUACAAUAAACCACUUGAGCUCAAUUCCUCUUUCUCCACCCAUUUCGUGUGUGCUCUCGUGCCUAAGCCAGGCAUUGAAGGCGGCCAUGGUAUUGCCUUCUUAGUAUCUCCUUCAAGAGAUUUCUCACACGCACACUCAGCAAGAUACUUAGGGGUUUUCAACUCAUCAACACUUGAAUCAUCUCCCUCUUCUCACGUUCUUGCUGUUGAGCUUGACACUAUUUGGAACCCUGAGUUCAAAGACACCAAAAGCAACCACGUGGGGAUUGAUGUGAACAGUCCUGUUUCUGUAGGAGUAGCUUCAGCAUCUUACUAUUCAGACAAGAAAGGGAAAAACGAAAGCAUGAACCUCUUGGGUGGAAAGCCUAUACAAGUGUGGGUGGAUUAUGAAGGCACUAUGCUCAAUGUUUCCAUUGCUCCACUUGCAGUCCAGAAGCCAAGUCGGCCUCUUUUGUCACAACACAUCAAUCUUAAAGAGAUUUUUCCGAAUAGAUCUCAACUGUUUGUUGGGUUCUCUGCAGCAACAGGGAACGCGAUCAGUGGUCACUAUAUCCUUUGGUGGAGUUUCAGUACAGACAGAGGAUCACAGAAGCGACUUGAUAUAUCAAAACUUGUUGAAGUUCCUCACUCUUCAGCUCCCCAUAAGAAUCUUCCUAAGCUGAUUAUCAUUAUGUUUGUUUGUCUAACUUUUGUAGUUUUGUCUCUUCUUGCAUGAGUUUAUUUUUUUGCUAGUAAGUGUUGAAAUCUGAUUCAAACAUGAGAAUAAAUUGGUAAUGAAUGGGAAUAUGUAACUAA